Bemisia tabaci is the source of this 6263-nucleotide messenger RNA. Lineage: Eukaryota; Metazoa; Arthropoda; Insecta; Hemiptera; Aleyrodidae. The record is from RefSeq and is a predicted model, not a curated record.
UUUGUGUGUUGUGGUGGUAUUCUGUGUGUGUGCAGCCAAUUGACUUUAUUUCAAAAGGAAAGAAACUUUGAAAAGUUAAGCUUUGGUUGUCGACUGCAGAAUCGCUGCUUUGCUCGAGGGAUUUAGUGUGAAAUUAACAGUGUUACUAAAUAUUCGUAGAGUGUUUAAUGUAGUUUGCUUAUUGCCCCUGAAUCCCUUCAAAAUACUGCAGUGGAUGGAAGUAUAUUCUUCAUGGCUGAGGAACUUCUACUUAGGUACUUACAUCAGGACAUGUCAAACAAAGACUGGGCUUGCUCCUCAUCAUUAAGAGAUUCAGAAUCUCCACAUUUGGAAUAUGCUCUCUCCGGAUGAUUUUUUUAAGUAGACCUGUUGUUGCAUAGAAGUCCGUUCAUUCUGAAUCUCAAAAUUGGAUUGCAUAUGAACCUGGCUGAUGGAUCUAUGUUCAGUUCAAAAGGAAUCCCCGCUCAAUUCAAAAGGAUCUCUAGCAGUGUAGUUUACUCUAGCAUAUAUUUCAAUUAAAGUUUCCCUGAUUGAACGGAAAAUAUGUGAUUCCAGUUGACUGUUGUUUGGACGGACUUAGUCUUACCAUCUAUCAAAAAAACAGUCAAGUAUUGUGAAUUAGAUUACUGCCUUUGACCAACUGAAUCGUCUGUCAGUCAGUGCUCAUGACGACUGUACUUUGGUUAAGAAUUGUCUGGAAUAAAACGAAAUCCCAAUUGCUCAUGGUUGCCAGAUGAAGAAAUGAAGUUGAUCUGAAGUUCAGUUGUAUGUUUAGUACUUUUCAAUGGAUUUUAAAAUGCAAUGCACUUUUGAUGACAAGCGUUCUCCAAUUUGCCAAGAGGCUCCAGUAAGUUUGCAGAUGAUUGAUUUAGACUUAGAAAAUUCACUUCAUAACUUUAACAAACUUUUUCCGCCAGAUGUUGACGAGCUACUAAGUGAUAAGAAUCUAUCUGACGUUUCUAAGGAUGUUGAAGGUACGAAUCAGGACAGUGUUAAUCAAAGACAAUCGGAAAGUGAAAUGUUUUCCUCCAGAAAUGGAUGCAGUGCAAAGGAUUUUAAAUGGGAUGACGAAAAAAUAAAGGAGUUAUCUGAAAUAAGAAGCCAACACCAUGAUACAUCAUCGGAAACCCAGCCCUGCCAAGGCCUGGAAAAUUUAGCUUUCUCUUCAAGUGUGGAGCCUCAGCACAGCAUAAAUGGAAACACUGAUUACAGGCCAAAAGUAACAAAUGACAAAAGAGCGGAUGGAAUCGAUACAAGCUGCAGUGCCAGUUCUAAUACAAAGAAACUCAUGAACUCAGUGUCCAUGAAUUCAACAGAUUCUGGCAUAAAUGAAGAAAUUACUUAUUCCAGAAUCAAAGAUAGCUCUCUGCAACCGUCUUAUCUUCGAAAGCAAAAUGCAUCGGAGGAUUUCAAAAGUAGUGAGUCUUCAUCUGAGGCUAGUUCAUCACUUUCGUUAACUGAGUAUUUUGCUGAGGAUGAUUCUCUUCUACAGUCGCUCUUGCAUAAUAGCCAUGUUUGGAGUUUUAUGAAAAGUAGCCAAAUCAAAAGGCUCUCCAUGCCGCGCAAGUCAAAUUUACAGCCCCACACGGUUAAACGAUCAAGAUCUGUUUCGGAGAUUGACAACUUCGUUUAUCAUUCAAUGGGCUCUCUGGAUUCUGCGCAGAGUGCACAAAGAGGAGAUACUAAUAGGACUCAGGAUGGCUCUCAGUCUUUCACUGGACAUGAGCAAAAGCAAUCUGCUGACAAGCUCUCAACUAACGACUCUUUGAAACGCACUAAGACUACAUCCUCUAACCGAUGUCAUUCACUCUCCAGUGUGGACUGCAACGAAGACAUCGAUUGGCAUUGGCUGGACGACCUGCUCAGGGUGGAAAAGCAGGGCUCCCGGGCUUCGGGGCCCGCGGCGGCGACAGAGACCUGCUUCCUGCACGAGCCCGGGGCCGGGGGUGGCCCGGCGACCCCUUCGGCGCCCCCGGCACCUGCGGGACCCUCGAGGACCCGGCGCCCGAAGGCGACGUGGCUCCGGGAGUCGAUGCGCCGGGUGCGGCACUUCCGGCUCGGCGAACCGGAGUCUCCGGCGAGGGUGGUCGACGAGCGAAACGAGCCCCUCUUCCCGUGCGAGAUCCUCGAGCGCUCCACGUCGGCCCCGGUGGAGCGGCCGCGGCAGUACGGGCGCCGCCACUCGGCAGCUGCCGCUUCGCCGUCGUCGUCGCGCUUCGGCGAGGACGUCGUUGUGUCCCGCCCACGCGCGGAGCUGCUCCCGACCACGCCGGAGCACCUGCCCGUCACGCCGACCGCCCCGCCCGUGCCGCUCUGCGAGGAGUCCACCAGCACCGCGGGCUUUUCCUCCCCGGAAGCCUCCGACUCGGAGACUCAGCCGCCCAACCCCCCGGAUCACCCCGCUGACCCCGUGUCAGUCAUCAGGGCAUAUGAGAUGCCUCAAGUCUCAACAAGUCCUCAGGGGCAAUGGAGUCAUGGUCUCAGCUCCCUCCUGGCUUCACUGGGCUGCACUUUGGGGAUUUUCAAUAUCAGUCGUUUCGCUAUCCUCAGCGUCCAUUUUGGUGCGAAUUUUAUCAUGCAGUUCGUGAUUUUGUCACUCAUUGUCGGCGUACCUCUAUUCACGUUUCAUGUUUCCCUCGGGCAACUUCUGGCAAGUGGCGUCAUCGAUAUGUGGAGCAUAUCCCCGAUCUUCAAGGGGAUUGGCAUAGCUCUAUUGCUUUCACAAGCUAUGCUAGGUAUCUACAGCAUAAUCGGAGUAUCAUGGAUGUUCGUCUAUUUUCGCGACUCCUUCAUCACAAAGCAGGAUGUCUACAGAUGGGCCGAGCCGCUAGAUCUCAGUCGGGAAGAUGGUCUACCAGACUUCAGAAGGUCUAAUGCCACAUAUAAAUUAGAGGAGACUGUACCGGACUAUUUCAAUGGUGUUGUCUUACAGAGGCAAUAUUUACUGUCUCCUCCAUCUGAAAGUGGCAGUAUUAAAUUUUCUGUAGCUUUCAACCUAGCAGUAGCUUGGCUUAUUGUUUUCAUUUCUCUAAGUAAAGGUUUAAAAUCCUAUGGCAAAGUCAUCUAUGUAUUUUCUGCAGUUCCUGUGAUGGGUUUGUUCGUUCUCUGUGCAAAAAUGCUCGGUGCUGCUCCUGGAAUGUCUCAAAAUCAGGAAUUUUUUCUUGAGACUGAUUGGAAUGAAUUUUUUUUAAAUACAAAGAGCUGGACUGCAGCUUUUGUGGAAUCAUUUGCUACGUGGGGCAUGUUAGGUGCAUCUGCCAUGCAGAUAGCAUCACACAAUAAGCAGAAGAAUUUGCUACCCCGUGAUACUGGACUAGUCAUUAUUAUUACUCUAGCAGUUCUCAUUCUCUCCUCUUUCCUUGCUCAUACUUGUUAUCAACUUAUUUUAGCUCAUGGCUUUCUUUACAGCCCAAGUUCCUUUGAAAAAAUGUCCACCUACAGAUUUCUUCACAGACGGAAUUCUCCACAACCUCCAUCACACUAUGCCGUUGGCCCACAUCGAAUGCCCCAUAAUGGCCUGUUUCUCGGUGAGAGAGUAAUAAAUCCGAGCAUAAAUCCUAGGCAUGAAAGUGGUUACCAGGCACUUCGAUUUGCCACUGAACUAGUUCCUGCGACCUUUGCUCUUCUCGGAGCCGAUAAAGUCUCUCCAUUUUGGUCCGUCCUGUUUUAUUUCGUGCUGACAUUAUUUGGCAUCGCUCAGCAGCUGGCAAUUUGGCACUGUGUAGUGAGUGGCAUAAUAGCUGUUGAUGUGAAAUCUCUAAAACCAUGGGCAACAACUAUAACGUUUUUCACCUGCCUUUUCGCAUUUAUAAUCGGAUUACCAAUGACAUCAGAGCUUGGAAUCUUUGUAAUUUAUUACAUUGACUACUGUAUUGGCUCCAGUUGGUGGCUUGUGUUGCUUUAUUUACUGGAAAUCGGAGCUGUGUUCAUGGUUCGAGGGAGACCGUACAGUGGAGAAACAGUAGUGGCAACUCUGUUUUCGCAUACAUCUCAGCUCCUUCAAUCAUGGGUUGCCCCAAUGCUAUCCUUUAUUUGGAAUGUUAUUUUGCCCGUUGCUUUAAUGCUGUUAUCCACAACCAUAAUCAAGAAUGGAGGAUACAAGGUUUUAUACAACUGGCAAAUCCCCGGUUAUGAUUAUUGGCCAGUGUGGGGCCGCCAAGCGGGUUGCUUCAUUCAGCUAGCUCCGCUUGUCCUAGUACCGAUAGCAGGAGUUAUUCAAACUAUUCGCUAUUUGACCACUGGUCCCCCUGAUAUAUUUGAACGGAUACAACUUCUCUACCGACCGAGAAUUGAUCUGCAGCACAAUAUUCAUGAUAUGGCAGCCCAAGCGAAUUCAGAAAACAGUGGUGGACAUGGUGGUGGAAUACCCGUGGAAGAUCCGCCUCCGAAGUACACUCCACCCCCCUCUUACUCAACAGCCACCGGAGCAAGAAUUGCAAAGCUGUUGCGGCAAAGUCUGCGACGGAGUGUUCGAGGUAUCAGAAACAUACGUUCUGCACUUGGAACUCCCACUCAGACGAGGGACACUUAUGAUGUGGCCAAUCCUCCUGCAAGCCCUCGAGGACCUCCACCUCCCAAUUACGCAGCUGUUCUGGUGGAGAUUAAUCAGUCGCAAGGAAACGGUAAUUCAAACCGCACUCAGAUAACAAUCCCGCGACGAGAAAGCGAAGUUAACGAAGUAAUCAGAAGGCCUCACCUUCCUCCUGACGCGAGCGCACAAGGAGGAGGUGGAACUAUGACUGCAUCAGAUGUAGCAAAUAUUUUAAGGAGCAGUCUACGUAGGCAAGUUCUCAGGUCCAAUAGUAUGUCAAGUCAAGUUAGUUCUAGUGUUGAGCAUUUAGUACGCAAUGCUGUGCCAAUCAAUCAAGAUUCUUUAGUGUUCAAUAACGAAAAUAUCAAAAAUAAUUCUACGCAAAGCCCCAUCAAUUGAUGAAUUGAUUUGAACUUUGCGUAAUACUUAGGCAUAAUAUGUAAGUCGGUAGCACAUAUUGUGCCUUUAAUUUUGUGAUUUUUAAUUUUUAUUUUUUUCCAAACGGAAAAAAAUUGGAAAAUGAGUUUUUGACAGGCAAGGACUUUGCCACAGAGCCGAUUAUUUUUAGAUGAUUUUCAAACUCUUCAGGGCUCACAUUUUAAUUCAUCUAUUAUUUUAGGAUUUUUUUCUUUUUUUUUUCCAUUUAUUCUUAAAUUUCCUUCUCAGUAAGGAACAUAAGAUUUUAAAAGUCACCGCAAAUACCCUCUCAAUGCAGGGUAACUUUUAUGUAGCUGACUUUAAAAUCAGCCUGACCUUCAUUCUUCUCAUUAUUCCAAGUUUGUGCUUGUGAGCCCCUUUAACUCAAUGAAAUCCACGAUCUCAACUUGAAGGUGGAGUUGUUCUAUUCUAAUCAGAUUUUACGGGUAAAAAUCAAAUAAGUAAUGUGCAACUAAUCUGGUGUAAAAUUUCCUGUUCAUUUACUGCAUUUUUCGCUCGUAAUUUUCUGUCUCAUUCACCUACGAGGUUUUAGAAAAAGCAGCUUUUGGAAAUUUGUCGUCUUUUAUCGGCAAUUCUUGGUGCUGUUUUUGAAGUUCAAAGUUGAACCAAUUGGAUAAUCAACAGUUUUUCGAGGCUCUGAAAUCUUUGGUUAAACUGUCUGUUGUUUGGAACAGACUCUCUUUUUUAGCCUUUUGAUUCCCCUCUCUUAAGAAUUUUUCAGGGGUCUAUCUGUGCUUGAGAAGCUAUCAAUAAAUUUAAUGAUAAUUUUUGUCUCAGGAUGGGACUUUUUGUUGCCUUGUAAGUUUUUCUGAGUGAAAAAUCUCAAAGUGCAAUUAUAAAAAUACUGCAUACAUAGUAUUAAAUUGGGACCCUUCAAUGCUGAUUCUAAAUUUUUAAGAAUUCUUUUGCUCAGAGAAUUUUUUGUUCCUUCUCCUGCUUCUUCAAGAGGAUUAAUACAAGUUAGGUGUUUUGCCUUUUCAUUGCCCCUGUAGAUAAUAUUUGAGUUCCUACCCUCCUCAUGGUGAAAUGUGAUUAAAAUAGGAGCAAGACACAUCUGUUCGACUCUUUAUUUUCUUUACUUGACCUCUGAAACAGAGUUAUGUCAAUUUUAUUUCUGUAACAGCAGUAAAUCAAAUUGCAAAGUUAAGAAUAAUUUUUUAUAAAAGUCUAUUCAAGUUCCUCUCAGUUACUUCAAUAGUCAAAUGUUGCGCUUAAGGAACAGUUGUUUCUUUGAGUUGAUAAUUUUGCAGUAAUUAUAUUAAAUGAGAAGAUUUCUUUUUCUUUUUUAAAUUUA